Messenger RNA from Cooperia oncophora, 516 nucleotides. Lineage: Eukaryota; Metazoa; Nematoda; Chromadorea; Rhabditida; Trichostrongylidae. The record is from the annotation of a GenBank genome assembly.
AUGAUCUUACUUGAGCAGAACAAUAGGAUUAUUAGCGAGUUGUUGGAUUUGAAGUUCACUAACGCAAAAGAAGGUGGAAAGCCCGACAACGUUGACGCUAAAUUUGCCGAUUUUGAUGGUGUCGUCUACCAUGCUUCAAACCCGGAUGGUGAUAAAACCAAAAUUCGUUUGAGCAUCUCACUGAAGUUCUUCAAAGAACUCCAGGAGCACGGUACAGAUGCUCUUCUUCGCCGGGAAUACGGUUCAUAUCUUACUACUCCAGAACCUGGCUACAAUGUGUCUUUGAUUUUCGAUCUCACCAAUCUUCCUGCUGACCACAGUAAUCUUAUUGAAAAAGCGUCUGCCUUGAAAAGGAACUGCUUCGCUUCUGUUUUUGAGAAGUAUUUCGAGUUCCAAGAAGCUGGACAAGAAGGCCAGAAGAGGGCUGUCAUCAACUACAGAGAAGAUGAAACCAUGUUAGCUUGUCUUUCACAAUGGUGUUUCUUGUUUUCACUUUUAUAUGAUAAAUUGGUCUAG